AUGAUUGACGCUGUGAUUAAACAGUUAACAAACACAAAAGCUUACAUUGACGACGUAGUAGUUUGGAGUAACACUUGGGAAGAGCACAUUGAAGCUGGGGAGAAACUGUUUAAACGAAUGUCUGCAGCCCACCUCACAGUGAACCUCGCAAAGAGUGAGUUUGGCCAUGCCACGAUCACGUACCUGGGGGUUCUUUCUUUUGAAGUCACUGACCUAGAGUUAAAUGCUGAAUACGGUUCUUUGCAGGAAUGGGAACUGCUCUCGGGGUUUCAUGACUGGCCAUUAUUUGGCACACCAAGGGCUUGGCCUAAGAGCUUCACUCACCUUCCAAGAUUUCAUGGCUCUGGAGAUGGGGGAAUCGGAGUUGUCUUCGGCUCAGAAGUACUGGAUACCCCUCCAAUAAUUGACUGUGCACAUCGCAUUUCUCGUUUUCAAUCAGCUUCAAGUUUGAAACCACGACAAGUAAUUCUCCGGAUCCAUUAUCCUCAUACCAAAGAACGUUUGAUUUGGGCUGCCCGGAAAAAGAGAACAUUUGACAAAACAUCUCAGCUUCACGCCAUGAUAUCCAGGCAGAAAGGAUAUUUCUUUGUCUUACUACUUGCAGCUGCAGACAAGAAACCCGGGAUUAUGUUUGUGGAGUCGACUGACAACGUAGAGCCGACACCAUUAGUGGUGUGUUCAGUGGAGUCUGCUGCUCUCCGAAACCCAGACAAACCAAUCUAUUACUUCAUGAAGGGAUUCAGUGGCAACUUGAGCCAGUAUCCACAGCCUGAGUACAAAGGCAUCCCAUUGCUCUCCUCAGUGAGGAAUGUCACCAUUCUACCCUUGAAUCUCACUGAACUGUUUGAAGACACUCCAUUGAAAAGCUGGUAUCAAAAGGUAAAUCCAGAAAAGGAGAAAUAUUUAACUCAUGUACUUGCUGAUGGCUGCAGAUUAGCAUUGAUCUGGAAAUAUGGAGGAAUCUACCUGGAUACUGACAUUAUAUCACUGAGGUCUAUGCCGUUAACUAACUUUACAUGUCCAGAGAACACAGGAACAGUCAGUAAUGGGGCACUCGGUUUCCAUUAUAAGCACCAUACUUUUUUGUGGAAUUGCAUGGAAGACUUUGUGGAUCAUUACAAUGGGGAUAUUUGGGGUCAACAAGGUCCUCGACUGAUCACCCGUGUGCUGAAGAGAUGGUGCAAUAUUAAUGAACUAGGCACCUUCAUUGGCAAGGAAUGCAAUGGCAUCUCUAUAUGGAUCACAAAUCGUUUCUAUCCAGUCCCAUAUCCAGCAUGGGAGAGGUACUUUGCUCCCUGGAAAAAGGAGCAUGUAGAACAGGCCUUUUCAGAUACAUAUGGAGCACAUGUCUGGAACUUUAUGAAUAAACACAAGAAAAGAAAAGUUGUUGCUGGAAGUGGAUCAUUAAUGGAACAUUUUUUCCAGCUGCAUUGUCCAAAUACAUACAAAACUUUGAUUCAAUCCAGCAAUAGUACAUCCUGA
Hypanus sabinus (Atlantic stingray) is the source of this 1482-nucleotide messenger RNA. RefSeq names its product alpha-1,4-N-acetylglucosaminyltransferase-like. Bases 1 to 1482 code for a protein of 493 amino acids. Gene Ontology annotation, molecular function: acetylglucosaminyltransferase activity. Lineage: Eukaryota; Metazoa; Chordata; Chondrichthyes; Myliobatiformes; Dasyatidae. Gene Ontology annotation, biological process: protein O-linked glycosylation. The transcript has 6 exons. The record is from RefSeq and is a predicted model, not a curated record.